Messenger RNA from Asparagus officinalis (garden asparagus), 883 nucleotides. RefSeq names its product protein LURP-one-related 11-like. NCBI's taxonomy places the organism in Eukaryota, Viridiplantae, Streptophyta, Magnoliopsida, Asparagales, Asparagaceae. The coding region runs from base 9 to 620 and encodes 203 amino acids. The record is from RefSeq and is a predicted model, not a curated record. The transcript is spliced from 3 exons.
UUCACCUGAUGACAAAAGUAUAUCCGUCUUUCUCUCAACUAUCAAAAAACUCAUCAUCCUUCAAUCAUGUAAGUUGCAGACCUGAAACUUUUACCAUAUGGAUGAAGUCACUCGUCUUGAAUGGCAAUGGUUGCACUGUUUACAAUUCCAAGGGACAGAUUGCGUAUCGUGUCGACAACUAUGACCACAAAUGUGGAGGCGAAGUCUAUCUCAUGAAUCUUGAUGGCAAGAUACUGUUUAAGAUAGUCAAGAAGAAACAUAGAAUUUGUGGGAGAUGGGAAGGCUAUAAAUGCAACGAUGGCUUACAGGGAGAAAAUUCGAGGCCAUGGUUCAAGGUCAAAAAGCCUUGUUAUAUUUUGCGAGGUUUCCAACCAUUAUAUUGUGAAGUAUCAGUUGAUGCUGACCACAGCAUAUGUUGUAAGAUAAAUAAGACGUCAAAUUCAUCGUAUAAGAUAGUUGGUAUCUCAGGCGAGCUUCUUGCCGAGGUAAAGAGAAAGCACACAAAAUCAGGGAUUGAUUUGGGUGAUGAUGUCCUGACUCUGGUGGUAGAGCCUAAUAUAGAUCAGUCUCUUAUCAUGGGAAUGGUGGUUGUGUAUGCUCUCGUGAAGUUUAAUAUGUAAGCAUGCGUGCCUAGAUUUGAAGCUCAAAUAUCGGCUAGAUAUUUGUUUGUUCAAAGAGAGAGUCUUGCUUUAAUUGCGUUGAGAGAGUCUCCUGCAAUUGUUCAGUUCCCCUUUAAGUAUUUUCUUGGAUAGCCAAGAUUUUCUUAGGGGUCUGCUAAUAGAACGUGUUGUCUUUUGUGUCUUUCAGUUAUUAUAAUUUUGUUGUUUGUGUGUCAAUUCAAUUAGUCGUUUAUCUUUCAUGAAAAGAGCGAGCCGUUCUUGUC